This is a messenger RNA of Ziziphus jujuba (common jujube), 3328 nucleotides long. RefSeq names its product probable alpha,alpha-trehalose-phosphate synthase [UDP-forming] 10. NCBI's taxonomy places the organism in Eukaryota, Viridiplantae, Streptophyta, Magnoliopsida, Rosales, Rhamnaceae. The record is from RefSeq and is a predicted model, not a curated record. Gene Ontology annotation, molecular function: catalytic activity. Gene Ontology annotation, cellular component: cytosol. Gene Ontology annotation, biological process: trehalose biosynthetic process. The transcript has 4 exons. The coding region runs from base 293 to 2878 and encodes 861 amino acids.
AAAAUUGAUCUGGAGUAUUGACCCUAUCCCAAAAAUUUCGAGAAAGAAAAGGGAGAGUGUGAACGUGAAAUGGAGGUCUCUCUUUCCGAUCUUUUUCUCUCGUGCUUUAUAUUCUAACGUCCAGCGCAGCACACCCAUCUCUCUCUCUCUCUCUCUCUAUAUUAUCUAUCUCUAUCUCUCUCUCUCUCUACACCGCUCUCAACGUGGAAUUCGCCAACCGAGUCUUUCCACCGACUUAAACGUCUCCGAUCGCUGGAACUUACCGGAAAGAAAACUUUUCUUUCUACUUGUCAUGGCUUCAAGAUCGUGCACAAAUCUUUUUGACUUGGCCUGUGGGGGCCUGUUGGAUAUUCCUUGUACGCCUAGGUCGCUUCCCCGUGUGAUGACUGUUCCUGGUAUCAUCUCCGACUUGGAUAGCUGUAGUAAUAAUGAUGGGGACUCAGACAGUAGUUCAUCGAUAUGUCGUGAUAGGAAGAUUAUAGUGGCAAACAUGUUGCCUUUGCAUGCGAAAAGAGAUCCAGAAACUGCCAAGUGGUGCUUCAGUUUGGAUCAGGACUCACUUCUAUUGCAUAUAAAGGAUGGGUUUUCUUCUGAAACUGAGGUUAUUUAUGUUGGGUCACUCAAAGCUGAAAUAGAUGCCAGUGAACAGGAAGAAGUAGCACAAAUAUUGCUGCAGGAUUUUAACUGUGUGCCUACAUUUCUUCCCCAUGAUCUCCAAAAAAAGUUCUAUCUAGGAUUUUGCAAACAGCAGUUGUGGCCUCUUUUUCAUUACAUGCUGCCUAUGUGCCCUGACCAUGGUGAUAGAUUUGACCGCUUGCUGUGGCAGGCCUAUGUAUCUGCUAACAAAAUAUUUGCAGACAAGGUCAUGGAAGUGAUAAAUCCUGAUGAUGAUUUUGUCUGGGUUCAUGACUAUCACUUAAUGAUUCUUCCAACAUUUUUGAGGAAGCGAUUUUAUCGAGUAAAGCUUGGAUUUUUCCUCCAUAGUCCAUUUCCGUCCUCAGAAAUCUAUCGAACUUUGCCUGUUCGUGAUGAAAUCUUGAGGGGUUUGCUGAACUGCGAUUUAAUUGGUUUCCAUACAUUUGACUAUGCACGUCACUUCCUCUCAUGCUGCAGCAGAAUGCUUGGACUGGACUAUGAAUCUAAGAGAGGAUAUAUUGGACUUGAUUAUUUUGGCCGCACUGUGUAUAUUAAAAUUCUCCCUGUAGGUGUUCACAUGGGUCGGCUCGAAUCAGUGUUGAACCUUCCUUCUACAUCUGCAAAGAUUAAGGAGAUUCAAGAACAGUUUAAGCAGAAAAAGGUGAUACUUGGAGUUGAUGACAUGGAUAUAUUCAAAGGCAUCAGCCUCAAACUUCUAGCUGUUGAACAGCUCUUGCAGCAGAAUCCUGAGUUACAGGGAAAAGUAGUCCUGGUUCAGAUUGUGAAUCCUGCAAGGGGCUCAGGGAAGGAUGUCCAGGAAGCAAGGAGUGAGACAUACUUAACUGCCAGAAGGAUUAAUGAGGUUUAUGGUUCAUCUGACUACGAACCAGUGAUUCUAAUUGAUCGUCCUGUUCCACGUUUUGAGAAGAGUGCCUAUUAUGCUGUGGCAGAAUGUUGCAUAGUGAAUGCUGUGCGGGAUGGAAUGAACUUGGUACCUUAUAAGUAUAUUGUUUGCAGGCAGGGAACUCCAUGUAUGAAUGAAGCCAUGGGUAUCAAAGCAGACACCCCACGUACAAGCAUGCUUGUUGUGUCUGAAUUUAUUGGUUGCUCACCUUCUCUAAGUGGAGCAAUCAGGGUUAACCCUUGGGACGUUGAUGCUGUUGCUGAUGCCUUAAAUUCGGCACUCACCAUGCCUGAUUCUGAGAAGCAGCUACGGCAUGAGAAACAUUACCGAUAUGUUAGUUCUCAUGAUGUGGGUUAUUGGGCACGCAGUUUUGUGCAGGAUUUGGAGAGAGCAUGCAGGGAUCAUUACAGCAAACGGUGCUGGGGAAUUGGUUUGGGCUUGGGAUUCAGGGUAGUUUCUCUUUCUCCAAGCUUUAGGAAGUUGUCUAUUAACCAUAUUGUGUCAGCAUACAAAAGCACAAACCGAAGGGCUAUUUUUCUGGACUAUGAUGGCACUGUUGUUCCCCAAAAUUCUAUUAAUAAGGCCCCAAGUCCUGAAGUUAUCUCAAUGCUGAAUUCCCUGUGCAAUGAUCCUAAGAACACUGUGUUUAUUGUUAGUGGGAGGGGGAGAAGCUCUCUGGGUGAGUGGUUUGCCCCUUGUGAGACGCUUGGAAUUGCAGCUGAACAUGGGUACUUCUUAAGGUGGAGUACAACUUCUGAGUGGGAAACUAGUAGCGUUGCUCCUGACCUCGAAUGGAAAGAAAUUGUUGAACCUGUAAUGAGAUUGUACACAGAGGCAACAGAUGGCUCAAGCAUAGAAAUUAAAGAGAGUGCUUUGGUGUGGCAUCAUCAAGAUGCAGACCCUGAUUUUGGAUCUUGUCAAGCCAAAGAAUUGCUGGAUCAUCUGGAAAAUGUGCUUGCCAAUGAACCAGCAGUUGUUAAGAGGGGUCAGCAUAUUGUUGAAGUUAAACCACAGGGAGUAAGCAAAGGGUUAGUUGCUGAAAAGGUUCUUCUGAGAAUGGUCAAAGACAUGAAAGCGCCAGAUUUCGUGAUGUGCAUUGGAGAUGACAGAUCAGAUGAAGACAUGUUUGAGAGCAUAUUAAGUACUGUGUCUAGCCCAUCCAUGCCUGCACCUCCAGAGAUCUUUGCCUGCACUGUUGGCAGAAAGCCAAGCAAGGCUAAGUAUUAUCUUGAUGAUGCUGUUGAUGUCGUAAAGCUACUUCAAGGCCUUGCAGCUGCUUCAAUCCCAAAACCCAGGCAUCUUCCUCAUAUUCAGGUUUCUUUCGAGAGUUCCUUUUGAGUUGAUCAGGGUCUGGGGCAGUUGAUUGGCUUGGUAUACUUGUGAACCUUUUCUUUUGGUUAGAGGGAAAUCAAUACAAGAUUUGGUUAUUCGUCUUAACCUGAUGCAUAAAGGGAGUUUGAUAAUGCCAAUCUGAUUCGACAAUUUUGGUGCAUUUGUUUGAUCAUCCAGUUGAGUAUUCUUGAUCUUGUAUAUGGUGACAUCAAUCUUAUAUUCAUGGGUGCCCGAUAAGAGUUGUUUGUUUCUAGGAUCGGUUUUUUAGAUGUUCAUAAUUGCUGUCUUAUUUGGUUAGGGGCACCAUUAACUUGUAUAGAUACAAUAUCUGUUACGGUAGUUAAAACGCCAGUUUGGUCCAAGAUUUCAAUGGCUUCUUGCUAACUGAUGAUUUUACCAUUUCAGCAUCAUCUUACAUUGAUGAGUUGGGUGCUAUAGAUAUCGCAAUUGUUAUUA